GUCCUCGAAAGGACGCCGCAAAUUUCCACGUUAUCCCUUACAGGGUUUCUUGCACGCCCCAUCAAGCGGAAUAGCCCCCUUCUAGGAGCUCUACGCUGCCUCUCCCUCGGACCCCUGACACCUUCUUACAGCGAUGUAGUAUCAGAUCUGUCCUGCGAAGCCAUGCCAAGACUGGAACGUCUGCGCAUUUGCGAUGGAUUCGUGGAGCGCGGUGCAGCCCACCGCAUUGCCGGACUGCGCGGUGAGCUGUUGGACUUGCGAGAAGUUGAAUGGGACACAGGCUCUAGUCAUUGGACAGGGGAACUUUUAGACGUCAUUUGCGCUCUACAGGGUACCGUGCCGAGAGACCCGAUGAGACCACUAACCCAAGUCUCUGCCGUCGCUGACGCUCGGUGGCUCACAGAUAAAGCAAAGCUCAUAGCUCCUCGCCAGAUAGAAGUUCGACUGGCGCCAUCAAUGCGGGACGAGGUGCUCGAGAAGAGCAUUCGACCAGAUUUGCGUGCAGCUUGGACGCAAGGUCUGCCCUUGAGCGGUACACUUCACCGCCUUCGCUUGUCGGAGAGUCGAGCGUGGAGGCAGGAUUACUAUCCUACUCAGCCUGUUGAAAACGAGAGGGCUCAUUUUCAGCAGACCGACGAGUGGUGGAGGGACUGCGCUUUGUACUGCGCUGCUCGACUGGUGGAGGAAGUGAAAGAAGAGCACGAGGAGGGUGGGGAGGGUGGGCCUCUGAUGGUGGCGGCCAACAACGUGUUGCAGAAGAGGAGACAAAGGCGGAGUAAGCAGAGCCAGUAAGGAGAAGCCUUAGCGAUUGAUGCGAAGGCGAAGGCGCCACUCUUCUGUCGCUCAUAACUCGUUGAUUGCCUCGCUCCCCUGUUCCCACGACUGACUCACGGACCUAUCUAGCGUCUUCACGCUGCCGCACUCCAAGAAAGAGGAGAGUGUUGAGCUUUGGUUCGGCUAGACUAGCUUGCGCUCAGACCCCUUCUUUGCCCCUAUCUGGUCUCUUGAGCUCGAGUCUGUAUCUCCUUCAGCUUCCUCCCUUUUGAAUCAUCA
Molecule: messenger RNA, 1053 nt
Organism: Jaminaea rosea
Lineage: Eukaryota; Fungi; Basidiomycota; Exobasidiomycetes; Microstromatales
Exons: 2
Coding region: 163-792 (209 amino acids)
Source: RefSeq, a predicted model, not a curated record